GAGCAUGCGCACGGGCUCUGCGGCGGGCGAGCGCGGUGUCGGCGCGGGGACGCGGGGCGGCGUGAAGCCGGGCCCUUUGCCGCCCCGCGCUCCCAUGUACGCCUUUUACUCACUGCUCAUCUACAUCUUCUACAGCCUCUUCCGCAGGGAUGGCGGGGCCACGGCGGCCGCCGACGCUGAAAACCCGACCCAGAGCGACCGCUGUAAGCCCGGGAAUCGCCGCCGCGCCUACCAGCCAACCGCUGAGCUGUGGACCGAGCUGACCGGCCUGGUCGGCUCUUCGGAGGCCGAGGAUGAGUCGGGAGGGGGAGCCGAGCGCUGUCCGGCAGAGGUCUCCCUGGAAGAGGCUCUCGUGCGUCUCGCCGAGUUCCUCUCAGUCCAGCUGGGGGCGGAAGAGAGCUUUGGGACUCCUCCCGACCUGAGCAAGCCCGGUGAUGUUCCCCCACUGUUGACGGUGACUGGUCAACUCUUGGCUCUCCUGGCAUGGAUUCGAAGUCCCAGGGGCAGGCAGGCCCUGUCCCAGGGGACACAGCCUGUCUCAGGGGUGCAACACCCUCCUCCUGCUGGAUCCCCAUUGCAAGAAGAAAGCCCUUCCCUUUCACAAAGGGGCGAGGCCCAGGGACAGCAGCCUUCUCAGCUGGAGGAGGACCAGAGGGCUUGGCAGCGGCUGGAACAGCUCAUCCUUGGACAGUUGGAAGAGCUGAAGCAGCAGCUGGAACAUCAGGAGGAGGAGCUGGGCCAGCUGCGCCUGGGAGUGGGAGCAACAGACUCAGAGAAAAGGGUUCAGCAUCUGACUCUGGAGAACAAAGCCCUGAAACAGAGCUUGAGCCUUACUCAGGACCUCCUGCUGCACUGGGGCCCUGCCCCCAACACCAGGGCCCCCCAGGAGGAGGCAGAAGCCCUGCUGGAGCUCCGGGGGCGGCUUCAAGAAGCCCAGGACACCACGGAAGCCCUCCGAGUCCAGCUAGGGGUGCAGGAGGUGCAGCUGCAGGGCCUUCAGGGGGCCCUCCGGCAGCUCCAGCAGGAGACUGAGCAGAACUGCAGGAGAGAGCUGCAGCAGAUGCGAGGGCAGCUGGCAGGACUUCGUGCUCGCAUGGCCAGCCUGCGUCAGGGCUGUGGGGACCUCCGGGGACUCGUCAGCACCUUUACCCAGAGCUGCCAGGGUUCUCUGAGCGAAGCCCAGGGACAGGUUUCCUGGGCUCUGGGGGCACUGUCAGCUGAUGGGGCUGGGACUCAGCUCGCAGAGGUGCGGCAGGGGCCUCUGCCUGGAUGCCCAGGGCGGCUGCUGGAGCUCAAGGGAAACAUCCGUGUGCUGUGUCGGCUGAGGCCAGGGACACCCUCCAGCCUGGUGAGCUUAGAGCCUGGCCCGGGUGGCACUGUUACCACCUGCUAUCGAGGGCACCAGCGUCGCUUCCGCCUAGACUGGGUCUUCCCUCCGCACGCCAGCCAGGAGGAGGUCUUCAGGGAGCUGGAGUCUGCUGUGCUGUCCUGCCUCGGGGGCUACAGUGUCUGCAUUUUCACCUACGGUCAGACAGGGACGGGGAAGACCUACAGCAUGGAGGGCCCGCCUGAGGACCCCGGCAUCGCUCCUAGGGCGCUGCAGUCACUGUUUCGGGAGAUGGGCACAGGCGGGCAGCACCGUGUGACCCUCAGCAUGGUGGAGAUCUACAACGAGGCUGUCAGGGACCUCCUUGCCCCAGGGCCUCCCCAGCGCCUGGCAGUGAGGCAGGGCCCAGCAGGCCAGGGGGGAAUCCAGGUGGCCGGCCUCACCCACUGGGACGUGCCCAACCUGGAGUCUCUGCACCAGAUGCUGAGCCUGGGGAGGAGUAACCGGGCCACCGCCGCCACCGCCAUGAACCAGCGCAGCUCUCGCUCGCAUGCCCUGGUCACGCUGACACUGCGCACAGCGUCCCCAUCGCGCGGUCCCGGCACCGCAGGUACUUCGGCGCCUGAGCCCUGUUGGGGGCCUCACUGCACCCACGCCGGGCUUCCGUCCACGCCGGGCUCGCUCGCCCCUGCAGGCACGCUGCACCUCGUCGACCUGGCGGGGUCCGAGCGCGCCUGGAAGGCGGGGGCGGCCGGCUCGUCUCAGGAAGACCGGGACGGCGCCCAGCGUCUACGGGAGGCUCGGACUAUCAACCGCUCGCUGCUGGCGCUGGGAGGCGUGAUGGCCGCGCUGCGGGCCCGCCGGCCCCACGUGCCCUUCCGCGACUCGCAGCUGACUCGCCUGCUGCAGCCGGCGCUGGGCCCGGGCGCCACGGCGGUGCUGCUGCUGCAGAUCUCCACGCGGCCCGAGGAUCUCGGCGAGACGGUGUGCUCGCUCAAGUUCGCCGAGCGUGUGGGCCGAGUGGAGCUGGGGCCGGCCAGGCCCCGCAGGGCCCCCCGCUCCGGGACGCCCUCCUCCCUGAGCACCGACACACCACUCUCCGGGACUCCCUGCACCCCUACGCCGUCGCCCGGCAGCCCUCCAAGCCCCGGCCUAGACAGCGGCUCCAGCUCGGCCCUGGCACCACCGGAGGACCUGCCUUCCUAGUCCUGCCCAAGGAGCCUGGGUCACAUCUCUGCGGGCAGAGGCAGCAAAAUCCCUAUUCCCUCAUGACUUCCUUGACCUCUGGGGGCCGCUGCCCCCUAGACUGCUGGAGCCCACCCUCCUCUCCCACCCUGGAGGAGUGCUCUGCCUGGGGUAAUUAUCACACCUCCCCCCCCCCACCCGCCCCCCUUAUCACCAUCUGCUGUUAUCAUAGCGCACAGCAGGGGAUCCCAGGGCCACAGAGGCAGACCGCGGCCAAGUGGUCACCAGAGUCACUAUCUCAUCAGACUUGCGUUGAAAUGUUGUCUAUUCCUUUACUGUUACCUCCCCACCACCAUCACCAAAGCCAAGGAGGGUCUCCAUUCUCGAUCCCCUUCCCCCCAAAGGUGCUUCCUCUUUCCCAGGCAACAGCUGAGGGAGGACAGGGCUUUAGGCUGGAGCCCCAUUAGGUCUUCCCUCCCCCAGCCCGAGCCAGGGAGGGGAGGUGACAGCUGGUGAUGGAUGGAGAGAUGGAUGGAGAGCUGGAGAAGGUGGGACCAGGAAGGGUAAUGGAAGGGCUACUUUAGGCAGAGCCCUGCUCCAUCCAGCCUUGCCUCUAGGGGUAGGAGAGACAGGACUAACCACCAGGGCCUGGUGAUGCCCUGCUGGGCCACAGCUCUUCUGGGGCAGCCAAUAAACAUGUGGACUCGCA
Molecule: messenger RNA, 3221 nt
Organism: Capra hircus (goat)
Lineage: Eukaryota; Metazoa; Chordata; Mammalia; Artiodactyla; Bovidae
Gene: KIFC2
Product: kinesin family member C2
Exons: 17
Coding region: 5-2533 (842 amino acids)
Biological process (GO): microtubule-based movement; mitotic spindle assembly
Cellular component (GO): mitotic spindle; microtubule organizing center; microtubule
Molecular function (GO): microtubule binding; ATP binding; ATP hydrolysis activity
Source: RefSeq, a predicted model, not a curated record